AGGGAUCCUCACUCCAGACCACAUCUGACUCGCUCUCCUCAGAGAAGCAUAAGCUCUCCUUCUAAAACGAUGGCUCCUACCUGCAUGCCUUCUGCUGACUACUCAAAGCUUUCCAACAAGGAAAAACACAAACUGAGAAAACCAGUGGUGGAAAAAAUGCGCCGUGAUCGCAUCAACAGCUGCAUCGAGCAGCUUAAGGUGAUUCUGGAGAAAGAAUUCCACCAGCAAGACCCAAACACCAAGCUGGAGAAAGCUGACAUUCUGGAGAUGACAGUCGUCUUUCUGAAGCAGCAGCUGCAAAGCCAGAUCUCAGCACCUCAGAAAGCACACUGUGACGGUUACUCUCAGUGCUGGAGGGAGACCGUGAACUUCUUGUCUGCAAACUCCAAACUUGACAUCACACUUCAACAUCUCAACCGCUGUCAAGAAGCUCAGAGAGCACCGAAUGAUUUCCCAGUGUCUCCACGUUCCUCCCAGAUCCACCAGGCUCCAGUCAAGCAGGAGAUCAGCGUGAACAGGCCUGUGUGGAGGCCGUGGUAGAGACACUGAAUACUGAGACUCUCAUGUUAACCAGAUGGUAGUUUCACCAUCUCUUAAAAUGUAGGAGAUUUAUAUUUCCACAUAUUUCCAAUCUGGAUUUUGAAACUUUCUUCUUACUGAGAAGCACUUAAUGCGUAUAUUCUUCAUAUUGAAGACUGUUAGAAAUUGAACUUUAUAAGUUUGC
Tachysurus vachellii is the source of this 724-nucleotide messenger RNA. RefSeq names its product transcription factor HES-5-like. Gene Ontology annotation, molecular function: DNA-binding transcription factor activity, RNA polymerase II-specific; protein dimerization activity; RNA polymerase II cis-regulatory region sequence-specific DNA binding. The record is from RefSeq and is a predicted model, not a curated record. The coding region runs from base 70 to 540 and encodes 156 amino acids. Gene Ontology annotation, biological process: regulation of neurogenesis; anterior/posterior pattern specification; regulation of transcription by RNA polymerase II. Lineage: Eukaryota; Metazoa; Chordata; Actinopteri; Siluriformes; Bagridae. Gene Ontology annotation, cellular component: nucleus. The transcript is spliced from 2 exons.